ACCACAUCAACAACUACCUCCACAUCAACCACAACCACAUCAACAUCAACCUCCACAUCAACCACAACCACAUCAAUAAGUACCUCCACAUCAACAUCAACCACAUCAACAAGUACCUCCACAUCAACCACAACUACAUCAACAACUACCUCCACAUCAACCACAACCACAUCAACCUCAACCUCCACAUCAACCACAACCACAUCAACAACUACCUCCACAUCAACCACAACCACAUCAACAAGUACCUCCACAUCAACCACAACCACAUCAACAACUACCUCCACAACAACUACAACCACAUCAACAAGUACUUCCACAUCAACCACGUCUACAAGCACAUCGUCUACUACUACUACAACCACAGGCGAUCCCUGCUUUGUCGCUCAAACUGACCUCAACAUUGUCUUCCUUUCGUCCAUCAAUUACCCUGACAACUACGCAGCUAACCUCGUUUGCGAAGCAGGUCCACCUUCGACCACUGAACUCGGUUAUGCAUGGCUCACAGUUACAGAAGAUAUGUCUAUAGCUGCUGAUGAUGUACUUUCCAUACAGAACCCAUACAGUGAAGACCUAGAGCUUCAAGGCACUGUCUCUGCUGGAACGAAAUUCCUAAUUCCAAGUUUAGCUUAUGUGGCCACUUUCACGUCCGAUUCUGCUCUCACCGAUAUUGGAUUUUCCGUGGAAUUCAGUGCCGUUCAGCCCAGGUGCAGCAAGGAUUUGAUAGCGACAGUGGAUAGACAGUCCUUCUCAAGUCCUCGGUAUCCUCAGAAUGGACCUCCCCCUGGUACAAUAUGCGAAUAUAGAAUUCAGGCGGAGGAUCCAUCCCAGAGGGUCAAACUCAUAAUGUACAGGUUCAGUGUAAACGAACCGAGUUAUUUCCGCAUCAACCUUAGCGGCGACAAAUUGUUCAGCGAAUCGACUGUGGUCAGGGAGGUGUCUCCGGCGUCCGCCACGUACUACGUCUCCGAGGGCGACGUCAUGAGGCUCUUCUUCUACGGCGAGGCCAACACACGGGGCUACAAGCUCAGAUACAAAAUGGUUCCGUAGAAAGCUGCAGACCCUCGCUAGGGCGCCAUUUAUCCAACUAUAUGUCAACACACACACACACAAGCACUCACAUACACACACACACGCGCACACACGCGCACGCACAUACAUAUAAACACACAAAAACACA
Messenger RNA from Penaeus monodon (black tiger shrimp), 1180 nucleotides. RefSeq lists its product as uncharacterized. Lineage: Eukaryota; Metazoa; Arthropoda; Malacostraca; Decapoda; Penaeidae. The record is from RefSeq and is a predicted model, not a curated record. Bases 520 to 1050 code for a protein of 176 amino acids. The transcript has 5 exons.